Messenger RNA from Aspergillus eucalypticola CBS 122712, 1563 nucleotides. RefSeq names its product monooxygenase. The record is from RefSeq and is a predicted model, not a curated record. Gene Ontology annotation, molecular function: FAD binding. Bases 1 to 1563 code for a protein of 520 amino acids. NCBI's taxonomy places the organism in Eukaryota, Fungi, Ascomycota, Eurotiomycetes, Eurotiales, Aspergillaceae. The transcript has 8 exons.
AUGACAAAGACCACCGUAGAUCUGCCACACCAGGUGGAGACUCCUGUCCUGGUAGUUGGCGCUGGACGCAUCGGAAUGAUAACGGCCUUCCAGCUCGCAAUACCGGGCAUUCGAACGUUUCUUGUGGAGCGCAACCUGAAAACUACGAAAUGGCCUAAGAUGGAUAUUACCAAUCCACGAUCAAUGGAGCUGCUCCAACGUCUAGAGCUUGCAGAUGGGCUACGGGAAGAAGGUGUACCAUCGCAGUUUUCGUUUGACUGCAUUUUUAGCACUGGACUAUCUCCUGGGGGACAAGCUCUGGCGAAAUGGGAUAUACUGUCUCCGGAUCAGCAGGCAGAGAAGAUACGGAGUAACUGCGACGGGACGAUGCCGCGCUACCCGUAUCAGAGAUGUUCUCAAUCCAUCUUCGAAGCCUGGCUAAAGGCUCUUAUCCAAGAGGAGCCGCUAAUUGAUUCCUAUUUUGGGAUGAAACUUGAAGCAAUGAUCGAGUCGACGGAAAAGAUUCUAUCGACUGUGACCAACGUAGUUACGGGAGCGAAACACGUUAUCGAGAGCCAAUACGUCGUUGGCUGUGAUGGCGCCAAUAGUCGCGUGCGAACUUCCACCGGAAUCAAGCUUACCACGUCUCCGGUCUCCGGACCCACACUUCUAUUUCACCUAAAGUCCAGAGACUUCGAAGUUAUUCACCGCAAAGGUCUAUUUUGGCACCUUUUCCUGUCGAAAGGGAGUCAAGACGAGAAAGAUACCUGGACGAUCCACACUCCCACUCCGCCUGACACGGACAUUGCCGAUAUUGACCUUGAGCAAGCCGUUUAUGCUGCGCUUGGGGACUCGGGUCCACCACAGCCAAUCAAAAUUGACAAGAUAGUGGUAAGUAGCAUAUUGAGGGCGAACUUAAGUCGCGCCUUUCUAGCGGGUGACUCAGCUCAUCAAAACAUUUUAUUCGGUGGAUAUGGCAUGAACACUGGACUUGGAGAUCAGGGCAUGUUUUUGAAUGGUCAGGGUGGCGAACGGCUACUCGAAUCGUAUGAGGCUGAGCGGCGACCAGUCGCCGUGCGUAACGUUGCGAUGUCAGGUCGACACGCCCAAGUUCACAUGGAUUAUGCUGGAUGGGUUCGACAGACAAGCGAGGGGGAAAGUUUGGGUAUUGAGAUGGGGUACAGACUCAGCUCCUCAAUCAUUGUCUUGGAAGAGUACCCAAUAAACGAGCCGAAGUGUAGUGAGCGGGACUAUGUCGCGACUACAUGGCCUGGCUCUCGUGUGCCGAACAUCAUAUUGAAUGACAGAGUGUCUAUUCUCGACCGCCUUGGACCCGAUUUUACUCUGGUCGACUUUACGAUUGAUGGGGCCUACAAAAAGGGGUUCAACAAGGCAACCCCCAAGGUCAUAAAAAGGCUGACUGUUAUACAUUUGCCUCAGGAGACCAUGGCUCGGAAGUUGUGGGAGAGAUCUGCUGUUUUGGUACGCCUUGAUAUGCAUGUGGCUUGGCGGAGUGAUGAGACGGAGGGACCUUGGGGCAAGGAAGACACUGAGAGAGUUCUGAAGAGGUGCUUAGGUCACUGA